Molecule: messenger RNA, 533 nt
Organism: Apaloderma vittatum (bar-tailed trogon)
Lineage: Eukaryota; Metazoa; Chordata; Aves; Trogoniformes; Trogonidae
Gene: IL15RA
Product: interleukin 15 receptor, alpha
Exons: 4
Biological process (GO): interleukin-15-mediated signaling pathway
Cellular component (GO): plasma membrane
Molecular function (GO): interleukin-15 receptor activity
Source: RefSeq, a predicted model, not a curated record
GCAGCGCGAUGCAGCCGCCCCAAGGACGUGGCCAACGCGCACAUCGACGUGGGCAACGGCACGUUCCUCAACACCCACCUGCGCUACACCUGCAACCCGGGCUACAAGCGCAAAGCCGGCACCUCCAGCCUCAUCCAGUGCGUCCUCCAUGACGGCUCCAGCGAGCCCGACUGGACGCCCACCACGCUGCAAUGCAUCCGGGACCCAGCUCUGCGUUCGCAACCCACCAGCCCUGAGCUCCCGACCACUUCGCGCACCGACUGGACAACCCAGAGGGGAACCACCGAUGGUAGCUCAAAGUCCAGCUCCUCUUCACCUGGGCUGCUGGGAGCUGCUGACGGGCCGUCACCAGGGAUGCCCGUGGUGCCAGAGAUGCCCUCCCCACGGGAGCCAUCCACACCAGGCGAGGGGACAGCCCUAGGGACAUCUCUGGAGCCAACCCCGCUGCCCACAGCCCCCACCGACCACGCUGCAGGGCUCCCAGUGCUGGUGGUCGCCGGCGUCGUCGCCUGUUGCUGCUGGAGGAUAAAAAC